AUGCCUCGGGGGAAGAAGAGUAAGCGCCGGGCCCAAGAGAGACGCCGAAAGGCCCAGAUGGAGUCUGGGAGAGUCCCGAGUGCUCAUACCUCUGCAGAGGAGGGGGAUGAGUCCUCCUCUUCCUCCUCUUCUGAGGUUUCUUCCCUGGGCAGCCCUGAGCCUGAAGAUGCCUCCCAGGAAGGUGCCUGCCAGGCAGAGUCGCGGUCUGAUGAAUCCCGCAGAAGCCCUCUAGACCAGAAGGCGAUGCUGCUGGCGCAGUUCAUGCUGCGCAAGUAUAACAUGAAGCAGCCCAUCACCAAGGAAGACAUGAUGAAGCAUGUCAUCAGGAAGCACAAGUCCUACUUCCAGGAGAUCCUCAAGAGAGCCUCUGAGCUGAUGGUGCUGGCCUUCGGCAUUGAUGUGAAGGAAGCCGACCCGGCCGGGCACAGCUACGUCCUGGUCAGCAAGCUGCACCACAGCGGGGAUAGCAGUCUGCAUGGGCAGAUCAUGCCCAAGAAGGGCCUCCUGAUGACCAUCCUCUGUGUGAUCUUCAUGAAGGGCAACCGCGCCGCCGAGGAAGAGAUCUGGGAUGUCCUCAACGCAAUGGGCAUACAUGCUGGAAAGGAGCACAACCUCCACGGCGAGCCCACGAAGCUCAUCACAGAAGAUCUGGUGAAAGAAGGCUACCUGGAGUACCGCCUGGUGCUCCACAGUGAUCCCCCGAGCCACGAGUUCCUGUGGGGCCCACAAGCCUACGCCGAGACCAGCAAGAUGGAAGUGCUGGAGUUCUUAGCCAAGCUUCACGGUACCCAGCCAAGCGAUGGAAGCAAAGUUUAUCAUUUCCAGACCAAGGCAUUUGAGAGUCAGUGUGCCUGCUUUCUGCUCAAUUCAGCGGCAAACAUUGAGAGCUUGUGCUGA
Myotis davidii is the source of this 897-nucleotide messenger RNA. RefSeq names its product melanoma-associated antigen B10-like. The transcript has 3 exons. Gene Ontology annotation, biological process: negative regulation of transcription by RNA polymerase II. NCBI's taxonomy places the organism in Eukaryota, Metazoa, Chordata, Mammalia, Chiroptera, Vespertilionidae. Gene Ontology annotation, cellular component: nucleus. The coding region runs from base 1 to 897 and encodes 298 amino acids. The record is from RefSeq and is a predicted model, not a curated record.